Messenger RNA from Cryptomeria japonica (Japanese cedar), 3216 nucleotides. RefSeq lists its product as uncharacterized. Bases 220 to 2751 code for a protein of 843 amino acids. The transcript is spliced from 5 exons. Gene Ontology annotation, molecular function: ubiquitin conjugating enzyme activity. The record is from RefSeq and is a predicted model, not a curated record. NCBI's taxonomy places the organism in Eukaryota, Viridiplantae, Streptophyta, Pinopsida, Cupressales, Cupressaceae.
GGGCUUCUAUCAUGACCGAUUAGAGUGAUGGACAAGUUUUAGAGAUCCCUUUCUGCCAAAGUUAACUCUAUAUGAACCAAGAUUAUUAAAAAAGAUGGAGUCGAGCUCAGACAGUCGACUAAAAUUGUGAAAUUACCUUUAUAGCCCGCCAUUGUAAUACAAAUCUACUAUUAUUGUGUGAUUUUUGAGUUCAAUUGGAGGAAUAAAGGGGUGAAUAAGAUGGAAUUGAGUCCUCGUGAUGAUAAGAGGGCUCAGAUUCUGAAUUUGACCAACGGUGUUGGAUAUGGCGAUACUCACAUGACUGGAGUAAAGAGCAGCCAUCAAUCAGAGGCAAGCAGUAGCAAGUGUCAUUCUCCUUCAUACUCUCUAGGUUCAUCAAGCAAGUGUAGACAUCAGAAUCAUGGUGGUGGUUUUGUCACCAGUUGCAAGCAUGUCACUUGUAAAGUUUGCUUAAGAGCUCAUGUGGCAUCCCUAGUAGAGAAGUCAAUGACAACACUGGAACCCUCAUAUGAUGUAAUCAGGAUACAAUUGCUAUGCCCAGAUCAGAGGUGCGGGAUGGAGCUCAGUAAAGCAGACAUAAUUGAUUUACUUGAUAUUGAUACUGUGAAGAAAUAUGAGAGUUGGAUAAGAACUGCGUGUAGAGAUCUUUACUGUUUGCCAUCUAGUGACAAUAGGAUUUGUUGUAUCAAGUGUAAAGACAGGAUGGCGAAAAAUUGCUCAAGCAUGUCCUCCAUGAAAGGAAAAGGAAUGAAUAACAAUGAGGCAAAUCAAUCACACAGUACAGCAUAUAAUGACAGUAUCCAAUGCCAAGAUUCAUGGGUAUGCACAAAUUGUGACUUUUCUAGGUGUGUUGCAUGUGGGUUUGCCUUUGAAACUCAGAGUAAGCAAAGUGGAUGCACAGGUGGUCAUGUUUGUAGAGAAGCAACAAAUUACAGAAUCAAUAAUCUAGUGACAGAUCUCGAAGUGAUUUACAAUGAGUAUAUCACAGGAACUGUUAAAUCUGAUCCACCGCCUGGUACAUCUUGUGAUAAGAAUACCACAGGAACAAUUAAUUCUGAGAAUCAACCUAGUACAACAAGUUUUAAUACUGAUUCGAGUGGGACUCCUUUUCCUUUAUCAGAUCAAUAUGGUUCUAUGGAAAAUAUUAAGACUGUCUGGGGACCAGGUACUGGAUUUGGUGGUAACAGACAUGAAGAUAAUUCAACAGAGGAGAAUGUAAGAAAGGUAGAAAAGGAACUUGACUGCCAGGCAGGAAGUGUGCUGAAAUCUCUAACAGAUGUUCUUCAGAAUAGAGCUGCAAACCAGCUUCAACCCAUUUUAGGGUUUUCGGCUCAUGUUCUGCUUGGUCAGGAAAAUGUAGUUGGCCGAUUUCUAGAAUACUUAGUGACCAAUGAUUCCAUGAUGGAUAUCUGUGGUAGGAGUGAAUUGUAUCUUCAGCUGGCAGACCUGUUGAAAACCUUGGCACAAUACCCAGAACUUUUGAUGUUGCUGAUGGGAUCCUGCUUCCAGUCUGUCAGAAAAGGAGGUUCUAUUGUGCAUUGUAACACAGUCAAUGAUUCUUCUAUCAUAAUGAAAAUGAAGAAAAUAUAUGAGCAAGCAAAGAUCAUUGUCAAUCGAUUUACAGAUGGAAAUGAUGACAUAAACAUGGAAACCGAUUUCCAUGCGGCUAGGUGUCUUUUGGAGUGCUAUGAGAAAUUAUCAGUUGCAGCUGAGAAGCAAGCUUCCGUCACAGAAUGUGAUCUUUCUGAUUCAGGGGAUACAUGUUCAAGAAUGGCAGAAGAUGGGGAAGUGGUUUCAGAUCAGACUACUUCUGUUUCAAAAGAGGAAGGUUCCAUAAACAUGGAAGAUAAAGUCAAUUCUGACCAUCAUAAGAAUGUCUUGUUAUAUAAAGAGGGUUUAAAGAAGCUUCAAUUUAGUGAGUAUCCUUUGAUUGGAGCAGGUUCUCAAGGUCACACCUACAGCAAGUAUUUUGAUGAGUCAGGGGCAAACCCGCAGAGCAUUGAUAACACAGGUGUGCACAAUAAGAAAAGGAUGUUGUAUAUUCUUAAAGAGACAGCUUCCUUGACCACAAGUCUUCCUCUGGAGUGGGAAUCUAGUAUACAUGUACGUGUGGAUCCUGUGAGGAUGGAUUUGUUGAAAGCCUUGAUAGUGGGUCCUAAAGGAACUCCAUACCAAAAUGGAGUCUUUAUAUUUGAUAUUUAUCUUCCACCAGACUAUCCUCAAGUGCCACCUCAAGUACAUUUUCUUACAACAGGAUGUGGAAUGGUGCGUUUUAAUCCGAAUCUAUAUAAUAGUGGAAAGGUCUGCUUAAGUUUGCUUGGAACAUGGGAUGGUCCUGGCUGGCAACCAUGGAGGUCCACGAUUUUGCAAGUUCUUGUUUCAAUUCAGAGCUUGAUAUUUGUAGCAGAUCCAUUCUACAACGAACCAGGAAAUGAGAUGUGGACAGAAGAUGACGAUGAAGAAGAUAAAGAUGAUUAUGGUAAUUAUUCUGCUUGCGAUGCUGCUGAAGAAGAAAAUAGAAGCCACAGAUAUAAUACUUUGAAAAUCGCUAUUCUUGGUGCACUUCAGGAGCCAGAUCCUAGCUUUAAAGAUGUAAUUAUAACGCACUUUCUACACAAGAAAGAUGAGAUAAUAAAUCAGUGCAAUGAUUGGAGAAAAGCUAGUGGUGGGCCCAAACACCCACUGUAUAAGAAGGUUGAGAACACUGCAAAUGAAGUAGUGGCAGAAUUGGCCAAGGUUUCACCACUUUAGUGGAAAACCCAACAUUUUUAGCAAUAAUUUAAUUGCUGAAAUUCACUGCAAAUGAGGUAAUUGCAGAACCGGCCAAGGUGUCACCACUUUUGUGGAGAAACCAACAUUUUUAGCAAUAAUUUAUUGUUGAAAGUUGGAACUCAUGACAUUUUCUCUCUUGGUACAUUCUUAUAUUCAGUGACAUGCUUAAUAUUCCAAUAUUCCAUAAUUAUUCCACACCUGGAUGGAUAUCAUAGUAUGAAAUGAUACUAUAUAUUAGAAUUCAGGGCGGGAGUUAUGCUAGCAAUAUUUGCUAACGAACUUUAUUUUUAUGUUCUUCCAAUUUUCUUUUUCCUAAUUGGCUUUGUAUAUAUUUGGAAAUCUAGUGAACAGUUUUUAGUUCAAUUACAAAAGAAAUUCUGUCCAAUGCAUCAUGUUUGACAGCACACGAUUCUUUGGUCCUAUUUACAACUUUUUGUUCGUGUU